AUGAAUAAUAAAAAUAAUAGUAAUAUUCAAAUCUAUUAUGUUUCAGAAAGACUAUCUAAUCUCAUGUUCUUUAAAAAUCUCAUGGUUGCCAUCGAAAUUGGGCAACAUUUAGUAUUCGUAGAUUCGACGACAAUACAUAAUAAUAGUAAUAACAUUCAAAUCAACUAUUUAACAGAAAGAUUAUCUAAUCUGAUACUAUUAGAUAUAAUAUCAAAGAUCGAUAACAAUGUAGAUAUGAUAUGCUUUUUAAUGACUUGUAAAAGAUUACAUAUCGUUCAAAAUACACUUUCAAAUCAAAUGGUACUGGUCAAUCGAUGGAAUAACAUUUCAAAAUGUAAAGAAUUAAUCAACGUUUAUCACUUGUAUAAUAAAGAUUAUGAUAAGAAUAAUGAAAAUAGUGAUAAUAACAAAAGUAGUAGUAGUGAUGGUGGUGAUUAUCAAUAUAAAGGUGAAAUGGAGCAAGUUCAAAAUGAUUUAGUAAUAGUUGAAGAUUCUAUUAUUGAAUCUCAUCCAAAGAUACCAUCAUCAACAAAAUCAUUGUUCUUACAUUAUUGUGGUCAUUUUGGCGCACCACCACUCAACUAUAUACCACCAUCAGUCAAAGAUGUUGUUUUCCAUUGCCAACAAUUCCAAUGUGACCAACACUUUAUUCCAGAUACUGUCGAAUCGUUAGAGAUGAACACAAGCAAACUAUGUUGUAAUGUCAAGUUACCCAGCAGUCUCAAGUCACUUGUCUGGAAACAUAAUCACUCAUCAUAUCGAAGCCUAUCACUAGAUAUGAUACCAUUCCACAACCUCACAUCGCUUACUACCUUGAAGAUUUGCCUCAGGCAUUUUGGAAAUGGAGUACUACCACCAAACCUUACAUCACUUGACCUCACGUACAGCAGUACUAUCCCACCCAACCUAUUUCAACCAUUGAAGUCGUUGACCUCUAUUCGAAUCAAUGAAGCCUUUGGAGAGAAGGAUGUCGUUACCUUUGACCUCACAUCACAAACCAUUUUGAAAAGUCUCUCCAUCUCCUCUGAUGGUUCUGAUUUUGUCAAACUCCCAGUGACAUCAACACUCUUGCAUUUGGAAGUUUAUAACUCUGUUGAUUUCAUCCCACAAUCACUCGAAUCUCUUCAAAUUGGUUCAGAUCUAUUGUAUGAACUCUCGGAAAAUCCAAACCCUGUACCCCUUCCAUCAACACUUGGACAUCUAUCCAUCAAGAUUGAAAGUUAUCCUUUACCCGAUAUUUCUGAUAUCAUACCACCUAGUGUAACCAGUCUUGAUCUAGAUAUUUGCCAUGAUGAAGAGGAAGAGUUGGAUGGAUUGAUCCCAUCAACAGUUGAAAAACUACAACUAACUGGUUUGUUUGGAUGGUUUGGUCAAACUACUCUCUCUAGUCUUCCCAAUUCCAUCAAAUCGCUAAAGUGGACAGAUAAUCAUGAUUUUACAGACAUUUCUUUUUCGUUUCCAGAAAAUUUGGAGACACUUGAAUGGAUGCCAGGUAAAAUAGAGAAUAUCUCUUAUCCAGAUUCACUCACAUCACUUUCCAUUGAAAUACCACUUCGUUCUGAAGAGUUUUCAUUAUCCCAUAAUCAUACGAUCAGCAAGAAUGGAAUGUUUCUACAACCAAAUACCAAAUACUUGACUUUAAAAUAUUUAUCCUUUAAUGAUACUCCAAUUAGAUUGGACGAGAUUAUCUAUCAAACCAAUGUUCAAGAGUUGACUAUUCAAAAAAGUGAUAAAGAUUAUGAACAUAAAUGGGCUUCAUUUAGCAUUCGUAGAUUGUUGGAUAAUGAUAAACCUCAAGUAUUGAUUGUUGAUAAUCUAUCAAUGUUUGGAGGUUUCAUCACACUACCAUCAUCUUCAUCAUCAUCAUCGGCAUUGUAUCUUCAAAACGGUCAUUAUGGUCCUUAUUGUAGAAUCAAAAAAUAA
Messenger RNA from Cavenderia fasciculata, 1923 nucleotides. RefSeq lists its product as uncharacterized. The transcript has 3 exons. The coding region runs from base 1 to 1923 and encodes 640 amino acids. NCBI's taxonomy places the organism in Eukaryota, Evosea, Eumycetozoa, Acytosteliales, Cavenderiaceae. The record is from RefSeq and is a predicted model, not a curated record.